UCAGCUACUGUCUGUGGUCUUACUGCAGGGUUAUAUGGCGUCCUCAAGUCACAACCACCCGGACCUCUAUUCUUAUUUUCGGCCAUGAAUAGCGGCAUCGCAUCUGCAACAUUCUUCAGCAUACGAGAGUACCUCAUCGGCCCCGCACUCGUCCUGUCAAUGCCAGGAAAACAGUACGAACUACGCAGACAGAGACUAAAGGAAGCCAAAGAAGGGGCUCCUGCCGAUGUAUCCCGAUUAACGUGGGGUGACCUCCGCUCUCGUAAAGUACUCGACUCCAGCAUCAGCGGAGCGUUGGCUGGUGGCGUCCUUAACACAUGGAAACGUGGAAGAUCAGGAACUGUCCCUGGCCUAGUGACGGGCGCAGUGAUGUGCGGGCUCUUACAAUGGGCAUUCAACGAGUUCGAUAUUCUGAGGAUAACUCACAUCUCCCGAGUGGCGCAUACACCGCCUGUACCUACCAUCCCCGCAACGCCCGCUCCGACAGAAUAUCGCCCUCCCUCCUUACCCGUCACCACCCCAGAACUACCCAAAUCACUCACAGACCAGAUAUUUGCCAUGUUGGGUCAUAAAAUUUCCGACGAGGAGUAUCUUGAUAGGAUGAAAGCUCAAAGGGAUAAUCAUCUCCGUAGGAUCGAGCAGCUUGAACGCGAACGUGACGAAAAGCGCGAGACGUGA
Molecule: messenger RNA, 678 nt
Organism: Suillus paluster
Lineage: Eukaryota; Fungi; Basidiomycota; Agaricomycetes; Boletales; Suillaceae
Exons: 3
Source: RefSeq, a predicted model, not a curated record